Molecule: messenger RNA, 5550 nt
Organism: Rotaria sp. Silwood2
Lineage: Eukaryota; Metazoa; Rotifera; Eurotatoria; Philodinida; Philodinidae
Source: the annotation of a GenBank genome assembly
GGGCAAGAAUCUAAUUUUGUUUAUCAUUUAUUUCCUUAACUUCAUACAACUCUAUUCAAAUCAAACUUAAUUAUCUAAAGUUAAGUGUCUCGACAACGAAUUGCCAACUAUUCCGAAAUCAUUUUUCAAUAGAUUCUAUACAAAUAUCACAAAAGCAGAACUUUUUAUUAUUUAUGCAAUUCAUUGACUAUGAAUACUUAUUUUUGUUGUUUAAAAUCGAUAUUUUAUCAUGAGUUAGGAAUUUUUGAAUUUUGUUUUGAACAAAUACCUUAUAAGAAAUACAUUCGAUCUAGUCAUUUUCUUCAAAUACUAUGUACAUUUAAUAGUUCAAACAAUAAAACAGAAUAUGAACAGAUAAGAUAUUGAUGAGAAGAGAAACAAAUAGAAUUUCUCAUUCUUAUUUCACGUCAUAAGUAUUUGUUUUUGAUUUUGCAAUAGAAAACAAAAACAAAAAGAAUUGUCGUUCACCAUUACCAGUUACAAUUUUAACACAUAUAGAAAUUACAGAGAAACUCAUAGUCUAUUCAUCAGUUUAACUUCUAUAGAAGAAAUAAUCUAGCGUAUUGUAAAAAAUUAUAGAAUCACUUGCCGACUUUGAAUUCUCUCGAAUUUUAUUCUUGAUCAAGGGUGUAGGUGGAUGUGGGUGUUGACCUGCACUUCACCCACCCGACAUCCACACACCACAUCCAGAUCCAUCCACAUCCACACCCACACACACCAACACCUGUCGUCUUCUAUUCACCUACACCCACACCUUCGAGGGAAUAACAAGGGGGAACAAACUGAUUUCUUUAUUUCUGUGAUUUCCGUGAUUUCUAAUGAUUUCCAAUGAUUUCUGAUGAUUCCUAUGACUAAAAAUCAGUUUUUCUAUAUUUACCGUGAAUCGAUAGGAAUUAUAGAAAAUGCUUAAAAACAAAGGGAAAUCACUAGAAAUCAUCAAAAGUUAAGAGCAACCACAUGACAUUUUGACAAACAUUUAAAAUAAAAAAAAAUCAAAGAAAUCACCGGAAAUUACUAGAAAUUAGGGCUCUAUUUUUAACUUUACUAGUAGAAGGUCUGCAUGAUUAAAAUUGAUUGCUGAUGAUUUCUGCGUUUUCUAAUAGCUCUUGAUGAUUUGCAACAUUUUUUAACGACUUCUGCUCAGUAUUUCUAUUCUUAAGGUUUGAAAGUGAUUUCUAGUGAUCUCCAGUGAUUUCCAAUGAUUUCUAGGCACAGAAAUCACUUUGUUCCCCCUUGGGAAAUAAUCAUAAUAACUGUAAUAGUAACAACAACUUUAAUUAUGAUCAAACAAAAAUAUUGCAGGAAGCACUUGAAUUGCAGCUGAAAAUCAUUUUACAACCUCUGAAAUUUGAAUGUGAACCAAAAAUUAAUGAACAGAAGAUAGAUGCUGAAUUUAUUCAAGAUUUCAUAAAAUACAUUUUCAAUGAUUUUUCAAAACAAAAUCCUACGUAUAACAAACCAAUUGACUUCGAUAUAUGGUGGGUUGAUAAAGAUGGACAUAUACAAACUUUAGUAAACAAUAUAGAUCUGUACGUUUAUCUAUGUAAAGAAGGAACAUAUCCAAAACAAUUAAAUAAUAUAAAAAUUAUUCCACAUGCACCAAAGCAUUUACCACCACAAAGAUCAAUAAUAAUGAAAUGAAUAAGAAAUACAAUAUCUUUUCAUGAAUUAAAAAAUGAGUUAGGUGUGGGUAUGGCUGUAAGUGUGACUGUGGAGUGUGCGUGUGAAAUAUUGAGAAAAAGUAGAUCCAUACCCACACCUACACCCUCAGUUUCUCUGUCGAAGUGUGUUCGCCUCGAAUAAUAAGUUUUCGUGAGUCAAUUGCUUGGCAGCUAUGCAUAGAUCAUCGUUCUCUAAUUUAUUUCGUAAGAUUUCUCAGCAGAACGAUCAAAAUAAAUUAUAAUGGACGAAUUUCCAUUCAGAGUCCUUUUUUUUGUGAAACUUGAUCGGUAGAGAGUGUUAAAGUAUAGAGCGAGAAAAGUGACCCCCCUGCCUAGGCCCGCCCCACAGACUGCGACAGACAGAUACAAUUCCCAGAUUGUGGCAGACAGGUGGUCAUGUUAUUUUGUAUGUUUGAACCUUGGAUUUCUGGAGUUUGAAACUAUCUUUGGAUUCUGAAUCCAGCGGAAAUAUCGUAGUUCAAAAAUCUAUUUUUCGCUCCCGUUAUGCGGCAUGUUAUUCCCUGUCAUAGACCAUCACAGAUAGUUGGAGAUGAUGCUCUCUUAAGUUUGCGUCGGAUCGUGAAGAAUAUAGCAAGCGUUUUCAUAUCUAUGUGAAGCAGCUCCAUCGUGUUUCACAUUUCAAUCCCAUAGGGAUUGCGCUGAAAGUGUUUUUGAACAUGUACCAAACUUUCGGUGUAUUUCUAGGCGUGCUCACUGUUUUUAGAUGAGAGUGAGGAUGUAUUUAAAAAUGAACAAGGAACUUCUUUUGUUGGUGCAGGGCAAUGCAUCGAUGUGCAUGCAGUGCAAUGUCACUAAUCUCUCUCGUUCGAAUCUUAUUGUAAUGGAUCGAGACCAAAUCUUAGACUUUGAGAGAAACAAGAGAAUCCGAAUUUUUCUAAAAGCAGAUGCUAACCACAGGUUAUCUUUCCAAGUCGUGUAAUUAUCUCUCUCAAGUUUUCCGACAAUAUCCUAGGGAAAUGCUUCUUUUAAAAUCAUUCGAAUGUAGGAUUUUUCUACAAUAAUUCUUGAAAAUUCUUCACCACGAUAAACGAUUCACCUAUCAUCAUUAACUUCGCUCGAAAAGCCAAAUGCAAUAUGAUUUUAAUGAGUACGGAGGAAGAAAAAGUAAUUGAGUUGUUUUUAUUCUUCUUAAUCAAAGAGAAGAUAAAAACAGUUUCGUAGUGUGAAAGUUCUCAAAAUUCUCUUCUCUUUGUUUUUAUCGAAACAUGAAGUCAGCGGUAGGUUAUCAUUUGCCCCAAAUUGUUGUUCCCUGAAUUAACCCCCGAAUCAUAUCCGCAUUUGGGGAUAAUAAAACGAUUAAGAUCAAUUCUGGUCACCAAAUGGGGAUUUUAAUUUUGGGGAUUUUUUUAUCAUAAGAUACACCACUAUCUAUGCUGUAAUUCAAUAGCAUGUUGCUUCUCGUACUAUAUAGUUUCAACGAAUGUCUGUCAUUGAUAGGUUAUCAUUUACCCUAAAUCUGGUUACCACAAAUGCAUCCCUAAAUAACAUCCACAUUUGUGGAUAAUGAAAUCGAAAAAAGUUAAAACUGGUAAUUAAGCAGGGGUUUUGAUUUGGGAAUUUUUUAAUUUAGGGAUUUUUGUUCAAAUAUAAUACAAGAAAAAUUCUGGUUUCCUAGAUCACUAUCUACAUCAUGUUCACCUAUGUGCGUAAUUAGGCAAUUAACACAGUUCUGGUGACCAGUUACAGUUCUUUUCCGAACAACUGUUGACCAGUCCGAGUUCUUGGGUCUAGUUUAGUUUAAUCGCACUUCACGGUGAUUGAUGUAAUUUAUAUACACACACAGCGCUGCAUGUCUGUGAAGGCGCUGUGACUAAGGUGAUUAAACUAAACAAAUAUCGAGUUCUUUUCAAAGGAACUCAGAACAAGCUUCCACUAUUUAGAGUUUUUUCAAAAGAAGUAAAGUGAGUUCUCGAAAGAACUGGUGACCAGAUACGUUGAAGAGAACUUGAACUGGUCACCAGAACUGUGUUAAUUGUCUAAUUACGCACACACGUGAACAUGAUGUAGAUAGUAAUUCUAGGAAAUCAGAAUUUUUCUUGUAUUAUAUUUGAAAAAAAAAUCCCCAAAUCAAAACCCCUGCUUAAUUACCAGUUUUCAUACAUAGUGUAUCUUAUGAUAAAAAAUUUCCCAAAAUUAAAAUCCCCAUUUGGUGACCAGAAUUAAUCGUAAUUGUUUUAUUAUCCUCAAAUGGGGAUAUGAUUUGGGGGUUAAUUCAGGGGACAACAAUUUGGGACAAAUGAUAGGCAUUCUUCGAAACUCAGUUUUUUUAAUGUUCCUGAGAAGGACUACAGCUGUCUGUUUAAAAAUACCAUGAAAAUACAAUAUCUCGGCAGCAAUAAACUAGCAGCACGAAUCCUUUUCAGAGUAUCUAUAACUGAUUAGGACCUACAUUAUACACAUACUCACGACUUGAAAGCGAUUUGACAGUUGGAAAAGUUCCCUCGUGAGAGCAAAGUACUUUCGAAAAAUCUAGAAUAAACAGUUUUGAGUUGAAAUAUUGUCUAUAGGCAAAUUCGACGGUCUUGAAAGUGUCAACGAAAAUAAACAUGUCUCUUUCGGGUUAUUCAAUUUCCAACAAAACUACCGAUUAACUAUAGAAGGCACAGCAACCGAUGAAUAUCUCAAGAAAGAUAUGUUGAUUUUCGCGGAACAUUUCAGGAUUAUCCAAUGACCAUAAAAUCUAACUAUAGACAAAAUUUCAUAUCAAAACUAUUUGCUUUAGGUUUUUCGAAUAUACUUUACUCUUCGUAAACAUUUCAUCAAAAUAGUCAUAACUUUUCGUUAGUAGGCCAUUGGCAUGAAUCCUUUUAUUUUAGUUCUACAGAAAUCUACACGUAGGCAUAAUAUAAAGUCGAACAACAUCCGACCACUAGAUAUGUUUCCUCGUAAGAGAAUUCUAUUAACAAGUAUUGAUAUGUUUCUAAUGAAUAUUAUUGAUUGAUCGCUUGAUUCAUCAUCUAUAAAUUCACUUGUUGCAAGAGAAUCAUGGCUAACUUUUGUUGCUGUCCUCGUUUUAAUUAUCUCGAGGUUUGAAAAAUAGACAGUUGCUUUUGUAAGUAGUGUUCUGUACGAAAAUGGAUGAUAUCGAUUCAACUUCAAUAUUUUCAUUUCGCAUUUGAAUGUAUAUUGUGUACUUUUUCAUGCUUAUAUCGAAGCAAAAAAACAUUCGUGUCGAUCCACAUCGAUGCUUUGCUUCGUACUGUAUUAAAAAAAUCUUUUCAUCUCUCGACAAGUAAUAUUAGUUGCACAUUCAUCUAUAUGCCUAUGCAUGUUAAAUAAUCAAAUAUAUUUCUUUUCUCUAGACGAAGCUGUGCUUGUUGGUCGUAAUAAUCUUCGUUUAGCAACAGAACAACAUGCUCAAACAACUAAAUCUAAUACUCUUUCAGCAUCAAUUAUAAAUACACUUGUACAAGAUAAUCCAUUAUUACCACAAUUUUAUAUGACUGGUGUAUUUUAUUUUAUAUUAAUGUAUACUGGUUCAAAUAUUUUACCUGUAAAACAUUUUUUAAAAUAUACAUAUUUAGCACAAGCAUUUCGUUCAGAUGAACAACAACAACAAUCGGGUGAAAAAAAAGAUAUUUAUUUUCGUUCUAUACUUAGUCAUUUAUUACUUGAAGCAAUAAUUUGUUAUUUAGAAAAUCAGAGACUAGAAAAAUUUGCACGAAUGUUUCUUGGUGAAUUUGAUCAACCGGAAACAAUUUGGUCAAAUGAAAUGCGUCGUUUAAUGAUUGAAAAAAUUGCUGUUUAUUUUGCUGAUUAUACUCCACGUUUAAUGUCAAAUAUUUCAGCUAUUUAUUCAUAUUGUACAAUAUCAAUAAUUAAUUAUCCACAAUUAGAAAAUGAAUUAUUUUGUAAUACAUAUUAUUGA